AUGGCCGAGACAGAGGCCGAGAAGUAUGAGGUCUUGAGCAAGAUCGGUCAAGGAUCAUUUGGCAUUAUCAGAAAGGUCCGCAGAAAGAACGAUGGCCUUAUUCUUUGCCGAAAAGAAAUAUGUUAUACCCGCAUGUCACCGAAGGAGCGCGAACAGCUCUCGGCCGAGCUGGACAUCCUACGAGGUCUUCGCCAUCCCAACAUUGUCGCCUACUACGAGAAGGAACAUCUGAAGGCUUCACACGACUUGCACCUUUACAUGGAAUACUGCGGCAAUGGAGACCUGGGUAUGAUGAUUAAAGAUCUCAAGGCUCGCAACGAAUACGCCGAUGAAGAGUUUGUCUGGACCAUCUUUGCACAACUGGUUAGCGCUCUGUAUCGCUGCCAUUACGGCGAGGACCCACCAGACGUCAACAGCAAUGCUCUCGGCCUCACCAAGAACGCACUUCCCCUGAAGAGUAAGCAGGCACACAAGAUGAUCCUUCACCGUGAUCUGAAGCCCGAGAAUGUCUUCCUUGGUGAGGGCAACGCAGUCAAGCUUGGUGAUUUCGGACUGUCCAAGAUCAUCCUUUCUCACGACUUCGCUUCCACCUAUGUCGGCACUCCCUUCUACAUGUCGCCCGAAAUCUGCGCUGCCGAACGCUACUCACUAUACUCGGACAUUUGGUCACUUGGCUGCAUCGUAUACGAGCUCUGCACCAGGGAACCUCCGUUCAAUGCCCGCACCCACCUCGAACUCAUCCAGAAGAUCAAACUCGGCAAGGUCGCUCCGUUGCCACGCAUAUACUCCAAGGAACUUUCAGAUGUCAUUUCUGCCUGUCUCCAAGUCAAUCCCAAUUCAAGACCCGACACGGCCAGUCUCCUCAACUUGCCCAGAGUCAAGCUCGUACGAAAGACGCAGGAAGGCGUCAUGGUUCUACAACAACACAUCACGGCGAAGGAGAAUGCCAUUGCCGCAUUAAAGUCGGCACAAGAGAAGAUCGCGCGAUUGGAAGCCGAGAAACACACCAUGCACGAUCAAAUAGACAAACAGCUGAGACUGGAGUGGGAGACAAAGGCUCAUCUCGAGAUUAACCGCCAGAUGGACGUUGCAGGAGAGAGACUACGAGAUCACUACAGACAGCUCUUUGAGCAGCAGGUCGAAGAAGAGGUCGAGCGAAGACUUGCGUCCCUGCCAUCAUCGCGCACCAGCUCGGCAAACUCGGACCCCGCUGAGCCGCUGAAGCGCUCGUCAACACCUACACAGCUCCUGGAAGAUUCCCCUUCGCUCGUCACCAUAGGAGAGGCCGACGAAGAGGGUCCUUCUCUCAAUGCUCUUACCCUGGAGGACUCGCCGCUUGUCCAGAGACACAAGCCUAUGCGAUCGUCCAAUCGUACUCCUUUCACUCGUGCAAAGACUUUCGCUGGCCACAACGAGGUCGCACCUAGUCCCAUGGACAUUCAAAUGGCGGAUCCUAGCCCCAUGAGCAUCGCCUCGCUCGCGCUAUCCCCACGCAGGAAUGCACCUCUCGAGGGAAGCAAGCUGAGGCAACCAGCUUUCAAGGGCCCCAACAUGUUUGAUCGUGCGACCCGUGAAAGCAAUCUUGCUCUGUUCCCAGAGGAUACCGAAGACGAUGAUACUUUCGGCUCUGAUGGCGGUUCUCCAAUCAGAUCUAGACCUAGCAGCAGAGAGAACGACCCCUUCAAGGUUCUCGCUCAGCCUUCGAGACCAGCCGUGUCAAGGCAAAAGACCAUGCCCACACAGCUACAAUCUCGUUUGAAGUCAGUACCCAAUCUGGCACCCAGCACUAGACGCGCUGCAGCGUCGCCUAGUCGCUCUCCCAUGAACAAGGGUCUGCCAAUCAGCCCUAGCAGAAGAGCGCCCGCAAUCCCAUCUCAGCCUUCUAAGACGGCGCUGGCAACAAAGAAGGGCGCCAAGGGCGACGACAUGCUCAAGACUGUCCACCGCAACAACUUGCAGCAAGGUAUCCAAGGCCGCACCCUGGUGGAGCUGGCGCAGGCUAGAGGUAUCUCCAGCCCCUCUACUAGCAUGGAGGUACCCAAGGUGUCGUCCAAGGCGACUCUCGACAGAGAGCCCUUGUGGGAUCCCGAACGUGACGAGAUGCCCUCACCUUUCCUGAUCAAGACUCGUAGAGUCGGAAUCAUGCCUCGCUAA
Messenger RNA from Aureobasidium subglaciale EXF-2481, 2154 nucleotides. RefSeq lists its product as uncharacterized. Lineage: Eukaryota; Fungi; Ascomycota; Dothideomycetes; Dothideales; Saccotheciaceae. The record is from RefSeq and is a predicted model, not a curated record. The transcript has 4 exons. Bases 1 to 2154 code for a protein of 717 amino acids. Gene Ontology annotation, biological process: protein phosphorylation. Gene Ontology annotation, molecular function: protein kinase activity; ATP binding.